This is a messenger RNA of Eruca vesicaria subsp. sativa (arugula), 1070 nucleotides long. The record is from the annotation of a GenBank genome assembly. Lineage: Eukaryota; Viridiplantae; Streptophyta; Magnoliopsida; Brassicales; Brassicaceae.
CUACACUCUAUAGUCUUAACUGUUCUUGCUCUUAUUCUCAUCCCUUGUCUCUUCGGUCCAGGAAAUUAAGUGUUCCCCUUUCCUUUAAAAGUCCAAGUGUUCCCCUUUCCUCCAAAAAUUUCAACAGACUUAUCAAAAGCGCAGCUUCUGAUCAGCACCAUGAAAAAGAUGAGAGGAACGAGAUAAGUGGUACACUUGGAGAGAAAGAGAACCAAGGGACAAUGCCAAAACAUGUGGCAAUCAUAUUGGAUGGAAACAGACGUUGGGCCAAGAAAGAAGGGCUCACGAUACCAGAAGGUCAUGAAGCUGGAGGCAGAAGAGUCUUGGAAAUGAUUAUGGACUUUUUCAGUGUGGGGAUAAACACUGUUUCACUCUUUGUUUUCUCCACGGAAAAUUGGAGAAGACCCGAGGAUGAAGUUAACUACCUGAUGGACAUGUUUAAAUUUUUUUCCAAGACGGAGAUACCUUUCUUUCAAAGAAACAAAAUAAAGAUUUCUGUUAUUGGAAACCGGCUAAAUAUCCCCACGUCGCUUCUAGAAGGGAUACAAGAGAUAGAAGAAGCUACAAAGAACUACGAAGGGAAGCAAAUCAUUAUGGCGGUAGACUAUAGUGGAAGGUUUGAUAUCUUACAAGCAUGCAAAAGUCUUGCUGAAAAGACAAAAAAAGGAUUGAUCCAAGUGGAGGACAUCAAUGAAAAGUUAAUUGAAAAUGAGCUAAUGACGAAGUGUAGUGAGUUCCCAAACCCUGACCUAUUGAUCAGAACGAGUGGAGAACAAAGGAUCAGUAACUUUUUCCUAUGGCAAUCAGCUUACACUGAGCUCUAUUUUCCUACUGUUCAGUGGCCUGACUUCAGCAAGGCUGAGUAUUUUGAGGCCUUGACUUGGUAUCAGCAGAGGCAGAGGCGAUUCGGUCGAAGAGUCUAAACUUUGAAUUUCAUUCUCACUAAUAAAAUGUUCAAUUACGGAACAUGUGCCUUUGUUUUACGUUUAAUAGUUUAAAGCUAGUCUUUAAACCCGCGUGGGUCUUGUUUUAUUUUAUGUUGUAAAUUAAGUGGUGGUAACCUAGUGGCA